Tyto alba (common barn owl) is the source of this 894-nucleotide messenger RNA. Its product is annotated as proline-rich protein 13. The coding region runs from base 168 to 611 and encodes 147 amino acids. The record is from RefSeq and is a predicted model, not a curated record. The transcript is spliced from 4 exons. NCBI's taxonomy places the organism in Eukaryota, Metazoa, Chordata, Aves, Strigiformes, Tytonidae.
CCCUACCCGCCGCGCCCCUCCUCGCCCGGGCAGGGCCCCGGUAUUUAGCGGGUGCCUGCCACCCCAGGAGAGCUGUGCUGAGGACGGCCGGCGGUGCUUUCAGAGGGUGCUGCCAGCAUCGCCUCUGCUGGGAGCUCUUCUGCAGGUUCGCUCGAGGGCUGUGGAGGAUGUGGAACCCCAACCCAGGCACACCCGGAGGAGUGCCACCACCGCAAGUGCAAAUUUGUCCUCCUGCCCCUCCGGGAUACCCUGGCCCCGGCACUCCAGCAGGUCCCUACCCUGGCUACCCUCCAGUGAUUCCUGGCACCCCUGGGACCUGUCCCCAGGGCCCCCAAGGUGGCUAUCCCUGUGGCCCCUCUCCUCCUGGCCCCUACCCGCCAGGGCAGCAACCCCAUGGGCACCCCCAUCCAGGGCAUCAUCCCCAUGGGCACCCCCAUCCAGGGCAUCAUCCCCAUGGGCACCCCCAUCCGGGACCACCGGGAAUGACGGGGUGCCCACCGUGCCCCCCUCACUGCCAUCAGAAGCACCAUAAGAAGCACAAGAAGAAGCACUCCAAGCACCAUGGAGGCAAGCACUCCAGCAGCUCAAGCAGCAGUUCCGACUCUGACUGAAGAGGAUAUCUCCCACCUGCACGGUCAUGAAGCGGCAAAACACGAAGACGAACACCCCACGGGAACCACCUGCACGUUGUUCCACUCCUUUCCCCUUUCUCUUAGAGCAGUGCUUGGCCUGCUGAGUGAUUUUCUCCUUUUUAGCUUGUAAAUUCUUUGACCUGGAAUCACUGUGAGAUGAUGGGCAGCAGCUCCCUCCUCUGUCCUUUGGGAGAGCCCACUGAAAGUCAUCCCCGAGGCUGCAGGUAGCAGUGCGGGGAGUAUCACGUGCUGGUUUGCAGUC